AUUCAAUAAGGGCUGGAGAGGCCGGAGCAUUCCUGAGCACUGAGCUGGAGGCUGCACUCCCCGACGGCCAUGGGGCCCUGGUGCUGCCUGCUCCUCCUGCCGCUCCUCGCCGUGCCCCUCCGUGCCCAGCAGCAGCAGUUCAUGGAGUACGUGGAGCGGCGCCUCACCCUCCUGGAGGAGAGGAUCUCACAGUGGCACGACCAGAGCAGCCGCUACUCCACGGAGCUGCGGGACUUCAAGAACCAGGUGCUGGGGAUGCUCGAGGCAGCGGAGAAGGAGCGGGAGGCGAUGCGGGCGGAGGCCGAGAGCGCCGCGGUGCGCGUGGACCGGCUGGAGCGGGAGGUGGACUACCUGGAGACACAGAACCCUGCACCGCCCUGCGUGGAGGUGGAUGAGACCCUGAUGGAGAAGCAGGUGGCCACAGCCAAGCAGAGGAAGAAUGAGAAGUACACCAAGCUGACAGACUGCAGCGACACCAUUGCCAGCGUCAGAGCCAUGAAGAUCCUGAAGCGUUUCGGCAGCACCUCGGGGCUCUGGACCAAGGACGCCGCGGGGAACUCAGAGAAGAUCUACGUGUUCGAUGGCACCGCCAACGACACCGUGUACGUGUUCCCCCGCAUGAGGGAGUUCACCCUCUUCUCCGCCACCCGCAAGGCCGCCCGCAUCAAGCUGCCCUACCCCUGGGUGGGCACCGGGCACCUCGUCUACGAUGGGCACCUCUACUACAUCCGCCAGCAGGGCCUGUCAUUCCAGGUGAUCAAGUUCAACCUGGCCAACAAGACGGUGGUGGACAGCUCGGUGUUCCCGGCCGAGGAGCAGAUCCCCGUCUUCGGGCUCUCCCCCUUCACCUACAUCGAGGUGGCGGCGGACGAGGAGGGGCUGUGGGCCAUCUACGCCACCAAGGAGGACGAGAAGAACAUCUGCCUGGCCAAGCUGGACCCCGGCUCGCUGGACAUCGAGCAGAUGUGGGACACGCCGUGCCCGCGGGAGAACGCGGAGGGCGCGUUCGUGGUGUGCGGGGCCCUGCACGUGGUGUACAACACGCGCCUGCCCAGCCGCUCGCGCGUCCAGUGCGUGUUCGACGUCAGCGGCACCCUGGCCCCCGAGGACGCCUCCCUCGUCUACUUCCCCAAGCGCUACGGGUCCCACUCCAGCAUGAAGUACAGCCCCCGGGAGAGGCAGGUCUACGCCUGGGACGACGGCUACCAGAUCAUCUACCGCAUGGAGAUGAAGAAGAAGAUGGAGGUCUGAGGGGCCGCCCACUCUGCCCCGUCUCCCACCACUGUGAAAGGAUGAAACGCUGGAUCCCCGCCCAGGCCAACCCCUUUCACACACCAGCACCAGGCCUGGGACCACCCUGAGGAACCCUGGACUAAUUGAAGGAGGUUUUCUUCUCUGUGAUACAAUGAAUAAAUACUACGCAGCGAGUGCGGUCACCUGCCUGGGGGGAGCAGGGGGUGCUGGGGCCAGGCUGCCAGAGCUCUGAGCCCCACUUGGUCCCAGAGUCACCCCAAAAGGCCCUUCCCAGGGGCAGGGAGUCCAUGCAGGGCUGGCUGGAGCAGCAAGUGCUGCCCAGUGGGGGACUGGGCAGGGAUUUAUGUUGGGGCUUUGGGGGUCUUCGGGCAGGGAUUGAAGUUGGAGCUUUGGGUGAGGGUUUUGGGGGGGAUUUGGGCAGGGAUUGAUGCUGAGGCUUUCAGCAGGUCCCUGGUCAGGGCCAGCUUGUUUUACAUAUACAAAACUGUGAGCAAACAGCAAAAUCCCUUAAUCUGGGAGGACAAAAGGAGAUUGCUGUCCCAUGCUGGGGUGGUGUCAGCCAGCAGGCACCAGAUGUUGCUGAUUUUCUGAGUUGAUUUCUGAUGAAGCACAGUUGUCUUCCCCCUGCAGCCAAAGAAUCACCACCUUACGUGAGGCCCCGGAUCCCCCAGCCCCUUCCCUUUCCUGUUCCUGCACAGAGGAGCCCCAGAGGUGGUGGGACAGGACAGGGCAGGAUCUGGGAGCCCCUCAUGGAAUGGGGAUGCAGCCUCCUGUUGCCACCAUGCCACGUCCUUCCUGCCCCUGCAGCAACUGUCCCACAUGUCCCACUUGCCCCACACCCCUGCAGGGUGCAGGAUUUGGCCCAUUUCAGGCCAGAGAUGCUGUGGGGCCCCUCCAGAAACCCGGGUUUGCUGUGAUUUGUUCCUGUCACAAUGUCCUGAGAGCACAGAGGGUGGAUCAGGAGGUGUUUCUGUGUUGUGAGCAUCCCUUUUUCCCAUCAGAGGUCAAUUCUGGGGACAAGCACUGAACAUGUGAAGCUGUGGGCUGGGCUGGUCAGGUGGGGAUUGCAUCCUGCUGGUGCCAGCUCGGGGAUGAGAGGCCACAGAGCUGCCUGGUCACCCCAGGGAGGUGCCAGCCCCAUGGGGAGCACCAGUACCAAGCACCUGGGGGGAUCCUGGGGCCACCAGCCCUCCCAGGGUCAUGGCAUGGCCAUGCCACCCCCCUGUCACCAUGAGGCCCAUUCAGCAUCCCUCCAUACCCACCUUAAUUCAAGCUGUCCUGCAGUGUGGAAGGCACUGGGUAUUUCCUUCAAGUUCUUCUGUAUUAUAAUCAAAAUAUCUUCUAGUUGCAUAAGAAAAAUCUUCAAAUAUGCACUUUGAAUGACUGUAAUUGGCUGGUGCUGAAAGUUCAACACACAGUGGAAGUCAAGCAGAGAAAUUAUCCAAGUGUGAAAGGCUCUGUGAACUGUCAAGUUAAUUUAUGGCCCCUUUCAAGAUCAAUAACUACGGUACCAGAAAUAUAAUUUUCAGAAAUCUCA
Molecule: messenger RNA, 2791 nt
Organism: Pipra filicauda (Wire-tailed manakin)
Lineage: Eukaryota; Metazoa; Chordata; Aves; Passeriformes; Pipridae
Gene: OLFML3
Product: olfactomedin like 3
Exons: 3
Coding region: 70-1251 (393 amino acids)
Biological process (GO): signal transduction
Source: RefSeq, a predicted model, not a curated record